This is a messenger RNA of Caenorhabditis remanei, 246 nucleotides long. RefSeq lists its product as uncharacterized. Lineage: Eukaryota; Metazoa; Nematoda; Chromadorea; Rhabditida; Rhabditidae. The record is from RefSeq and is a predicted model, not a curated record. The coding region runs from base 1 to 246 and encodes 81 amino acids. The transcript is spliced from 3 exons.
AUGUCCAAGAAGAUCUGUCAACUCGAGGAGGUUCAGUCUCGUUUUCAAUCCGAGGCCGAGAUUCUUAACGUCGACCUUGAGAAGGCUCAGAACAUCAUUGCCUUCUUGGAGCGUGCCAAGGAGCAACUCGAGAGACAAGUGGAAGACCUCAAGUACGUGAAAGCUGUCGAGCAGAAGAAGGCUCUUGCUCGCAAGGACGAUAUUUGUACUGUCUGGCUACUCAAAACACAAACGAAAACAACGUAG